AUGCCACUGCAGCAGCAGCAACAGCAGCAGCAUCAAACACCAUUGUCAACAAAUAAUAACAACAAUAAUAAUUUACAUCAUCAUCAUGAAGAACAUAAGUUCUUGGUGAACAAUGAGAAUGAGGUUGUUGUUGAUAUUGGACCACAGUCAGCGUUGUCAAUGUUCAAGGAACAGUUGUCGCCCAGACCACUCUCCCCUCGACUGUCACCAACGAUCACAGCCUCCACUAUUAGCUCGCUGGAGCAUUCCGCCGCGUCAAUGUCACCAAUGCGCUCAUCACCCUACAAGUCACCAAUGAGAGUGCCAACACUGCCCAACGUCUCGCUCGGCAACACACCCAAUCAUAACCACAAUCACAAUAUCCACUCGAUGCAUGGUCAUAGCCACAGCAGUCCAAGCCUGAGUCUUGGCUUGGGUCUGACGCACAGCCACAGCGGAGGUUCCCUGGCAAUGCCCAGCAGUAAUGACGACCAUCACUCACACACACUCCAGAUCCCGUCGUCGCCCAACUCUGUAUUCAAAGAACCAUUGCCUCUACCACACUCCCCGCGCGGCUCCGCCUCUUCGCAGUCUCCACGAUCAUCACCAUCAUCCUCGCCGCAGUCAAGGUCGCAGAUUAUGCAUCAUCAUCAGCAACAUCAACAACAGUAUCAACAUCAACAUCAACAACCACAGUUACAUCGCGACAAGCCAAGCAAACACUCGGACGACGAGGACAAGAUGGACGACGAUGUCAUCAAUAUACUAUCACCGACCUCUCCGACGAGGCCACGAUCAGGCGUGUCUUCGCCAUCACCCUCACCCUACAAGAAUCCAAGGACACCGACAUCAGCCGCAGCCGAGCAACACCAGGGCUUUUGCCAUGCCCACACCCAUUCGCAAGAGUCCCGCACCCAGCACACCGCCACCCAGCAUACAACGGCGCGGAGGUAUUGGCAGUCGCGGGUCGUUGGGCAGCGGCAGCGGUAG
Molecule: messenger RNA, 969 nt
Organism: Acytostelium subglobosum LB1
Lineage: Eukaryota; Evosea; Eumycetozoa; Acytosteliales; Acytosteliaceae
Exons: 2
Coding region: 1-969 (322 amino acids)
Source: RefSeq, a predicted model, not a curated record